Pseudo-nitzschia multistriata is the source of this 1319-nucleotide messenger RNA. NCBI's taxonomy places the organism in Eukaryota, Bacillariophyta, Bacillariophyceae, Bacillariales, Bacillariaceae. The record is from the annotation of a GenBank genome assembly.
UGGCAUCGAGAGGCAUUGGCAAUGGAAGCUAAGAUACAAAAAAAUAAUAAGAAUGCACUAGAACAAUCAACGUAAAACCCUGACACAACACAACACUGUACAGAAUUAUUGCCACCGCGUUUCAUAGAUAGCUGUGAAACGACUUCCCUUCUCUUCCCACUCGACGUGAGAAUCUAUCAAAAUCCUACAAUUGAAUUUUUCUUGCGUUCUUAGUGUUCUCGUCUGGUGCUUCUAAAUCAAGAAGGCAUUUCGAUACGCGUUGCAUUGUUUCAAGUGGAUAUUGGCACCUAAGAAACUCCUCCUCUGUGGUUUGCUUCCCCGGUCUUGCUACACCGUCAGUAAGAACGAAUACAAAAUAUUGCAACGAUGUCAGGAAAAUCAACAAACAACUCCACCAUGAACCGACAGCCGAUGACAGCAUUACAAUACCUUCUCGUCCUACUGCUAUGCGUUGGUCAAACAGUAGCAUACAUUCCUUCAACGAAAAGAAUAAAUAAGGGCAUUCAUAAGCCUGGAACAACCAUGUCUGCUUGGAAAUCAUACAACAAUUACAACAAAGUUGAGACUUCUUUUAAUAACAUAUGCCAACGGUAUGGUUGCUGCCUUAAAAACAGAAUUAGCAUCAACUCUGGUAUUGCUUUAGCAUCGAGAUCUCAAAUGGAGGACGAGGAGUGCGAGGACUUCAAACAUCCCACGAACACCGAUGGCGUCUUAAAAGUGAACAAAAAAAGCAACGAUAAAGCUGGAGAUGCUCCUUCUAUAUUUCAACGCAUGUUUGAUGAAGUACCCUUUGUACAUCUCUUCUACACUGACGGUCGCAAGAAGCUUCCACCUGCCCAGAUAGACGACUUUGGGGUCAUGCUGUAUGAUGUAUUUCUGAUUGUCAAUUUAUCAUUAUCUAUCUCAUUUUGGGUCACCCAUCGAAUGGAUUUCACCUACAUACCGUAUGCGUUUAAUGAGGGCUGUCUUUUUUCUAUCCUGUGGAUUGCUUCGGGUUUGUACCACGGUAGUUUUUUGUACAGCGCAAUGGACGGACAUUUUCCGCUUGACGACGAACAAGGGCGGGGAGGUCCCAUGGCGGCAGGUGCCUUGGCCUUCAAUACCUUUAUCAAUGCCAUUAAUUUGCGAUUGGUCGCAGCGUUGAUCGGUGCAUGGAUUCAACACCGCAAGGUGGGAGAGGGUUCUCCCAUGGAAGAAUUGAUUCCGUUGGAAAUUGGCUGUGGAUUGGUCCUCAUGACACUCUGGCGAGUAGUCCACUCGCAAGUGACUCCGAGGUUGCGAUGAUCAACAGCGAUAGAUAAUCAAAUAUAGACUUGAUU